AUGGCUGAAAACUUGCAAUCUUCAACCUUUUCUUCUCUGAAUGCGGAUCCGCCCCAGAUCCUGAACUUUAAAGGACUCGAGAACGUCCCUACUAGCGGGCUCGCUUUUAUUCCAUUAUCGCCUUUCAGAGAACGUACGGCAUCUUCAAAUCCGGCUAUUUCGGCCGCUACUACGGCUGUCCAGGCCAGCACGGAUGAAAGCCAAUCGCACUCGGAUUCCAGCUCGGGCACCGACAGUAGUAGUGUGCGGAGCAGUGCCGAGGAGAGCAGUGCCGGAGAGGAGAGCGCCGCCGAGGAUAGUGCCGACGACGAUGGCGAGGCUCUUGACAGCGAGGCGAACAGCACCGAUAUCGAGAACUAUAUACGCGAAUCCAUGAGCAACAAUGUCGAGGGAGGUUAUGGAGAACUUGGCGGCGACAGCGACAGCGGCGACGACGACGACGACGACGACGACGACGACGACGAUGACAACGACAACAACGAUGACGAUGACGAUGACGAUGCCGAUAGCGACGACAUUGACGAGCAGCUGAUCUUCGAGUCCGAUCACGAGCCCAGUCCUGAGUACGAUCGAGUGCCAAAUCAUGGAUUCGGCCACAACACCGACGACAAGGAGCUGGAGCCAGCUCAGAUCCUCAGUGACAUUGUAGCUGUUCCCCAAGUGGUUGGAGACCUUAGGGUCAAUACGCAACCUGCUGCUACUCCUUCCAGACUGGCCACAGCUAUCGUCGCUGCUGCGCCUACGUCAAUAGUGCCAACGAAACGCAAGGCUGGUGGCGAAUGGGAUGAAGCUCGAAGAAAACAAUUUUCGGCCGUCAUGAAACAACGAUGGGCAGACGGCAGAAUGUCCCACGUUGCAGAUACCCUGAGGAAGAACAACGCCCUUAGGUCAAAAGAGGGGAAAAAUGCGAUACGGGGUGCUCUGGACACGCCGGCAGAUCAUCCAUCGGCAUCGAAGGCAGAAGCAAAAGAGAGUAUUCCAGACACGCUGACAGGUCAUCCAACAGCGUCGGAGGCAAAAGCCAAAGAGGGCGCUUAUACGCCAACAGACAUAGCUGCUUCGGGUCGACCCUAUCGUGAAUGGAUUGAGAAUGGCGUGCCAGGUAACUUGGGGCCUGGGUUUCAUGAAGCGACGCCCAGAGGAAAGGGCGCCAUUGUCGUCUCCAUGACAAAUAACUCCACGUCAAUCGAUGAUCCCAUGGCCUUGGAUAAAGUCCCACGCGCCACUUCAUCGUCAGAACCGGUUGGGGACAGAGCCAGCAUAUGGGCAUACAUCGAGCCGCUCCUGGCCAAGCAUAGAGGGCGAGAGAUGCCCCACGGCGGCUAUGUCUGGGAGCUGAGCAUCCUCCCUCGGGUGCGAGACCUGAACAUCAACUUCGAAUGGCAGCGGACGCAUCCCUUCACGGAUGUUCAUCCCAGGGAUGUAUCGGCGGUCAUCAUCCAACUGACGGGAGAACCUGCUGCGACACCUUGCAAAAGGUGUCAGGAGGGUAGGGGCCCUUGGAAAGGUUGUAUUAUAAUCUCUUCCAAGGCGGACAACCGUCCUCUGGCAAAUAUUGUUUCCUGCGCCAAUUGCUUCUACCACUUUGGUCAGACGUAUUGCAGCCACAAAUCUUGGGGCGUAGAGAGGUCUCGACGUAUCUUGAGAACGAGGGGCAAGACGACUGACGAGAUCCAAGCGUUAACGAGUCCCAACUCUGGCCAAACAAAACCGGAUACAAGAACCUCAAAGUCGGUGGUAGGAUAUACCCCUGAGCUACAAGGCGGCUCUACUAUGUCCACCCACAAGCAAGACGAAACAUCUUUACAGAAAUAUGGUAACGACAAGCCUGAGUCCGAGAGCCGGCCCCUGCCUCCAAACAACGCCCAAAGGAACUACGAACCCGCGAAAUCUACCAUCCCUCUGACCGAUGAUCAAAAGGCUCUUUGGAACUACAUUAAGCCACACCUCGCCUUCACCGCAGAGGUUCCUGAAGUAGGCUACAUCAAAGAGCUCCUUUCCCUCCCACGGGUUCGCGACCUCGAGCUCACCCCCAAUGAGCCCUUCGCGGAGAAGCACACGCGAGACAUAGCCGCCCUGAUAAUCCAGGUUACAGGAGACGAACUGGAGAUGCCGUGCACGCGAUGCCGCCGGGAGCAGGGACCAUUGUUCAAGGGGGGCUGCGUCGCCAUCAAGACCGACGCCCACCCGGAAGCCAGGAGGGUUUACCAAAGCUGCGCAAACUGUACCUAUGAUAGCAAGGGUGGCGCGUGCUCUCGUGGCAAGGGAAUUCCUAUGCGACCGCAGCCGCCUUUCCCGCCAAAAGUACCUGGAAUCACCAAGAGUACGGAUGGUGUUUGGUUGAAAAGAAGAGAGGGGGGAGGAGGAUUGCCUAGACACACCACAGCAACAGCAGUCUCGCGGCCACAACGGCAGGCGGCCCUGCCUGCGGCUGCGGCUAGGACUUCGCUUAUCUCGGCCGGCGAGGUUCAGUCGGCGGAUAUGUUUGAUAUGGAAGAGUGGGAGAUGGCGCCUGGUCGAAUCCUCAAAUCAAACACCGACAAACCGAUUAGCGUCGCCUAUUCCAAACCCUUCCUGUCAACCGGCCAUGCAGUCCCAGUCUGGAACGACGUACAGUUCCAGGUCAAGACCAUCUCCACAGGCCAGACCAUUACUAUAGACCCGGAUGACUUCCAGACGCGGCUCGUAUCGAUCGGAACCGGCAAGCUCUGGGUGAAGCUCGGUGAUGAACCUCAGUUCACGAUCGGCCAGGACGGCAUGUUCAGGGUCGAGCCCGGUAUGGCGUGCACGAUUGAGAACCGCGUUUAUGUGGAUGCUACUGUGCAUAUUACGCAUCUUCCAUGGUAAGAUGGGUACCUAAAAUGCGUGGGUCAGGUUGCCGAUGAUCUCUGCUGCGUAGUAGCACUCGGGUGGCCAUACACUACAGAGCCACGAAACUUUGCUUGUCCUGGUCCGCGUCGUCCGGUAUCUGACAAAGCAGGGGGGUUACUCUGGCUCGCAACCGCAAUAUCGGCUUAUUUCCGAGGGAGUUGAGGCGGAGUGUGUCAAGGAGGCUGAAGAAGACUGAACAAGGGAGCAAAGCAUGUGAAGGUCAUGGGAGGUUUCAAGAGUUUGUUAUUUGGGUCAAUGCUGUUAUGUUGUCAUUUGAUUAAUUGGCAGUUUGGAAUUGAGAGCC
Molecule: messenger RNA, 3175 nt
Organism: Neurospora tetrasperma FGSC 2508
Lineage: Eukaryota; Fungi; Ascomycota; Sordariomycetes; Sordariales; Sordariaceae
Exons: 3
Coding region: 1-2847 (948 amino acids)
Source: RefSeq, a predicted model, not a curated record